CAUCAUCAUCAAGUAGGCAUUGAAAAAGAUUUUGUACCAAAAAAGAGGAGAUAUCGAGUAGAGUCUGGAUGAUAUCAGUGUGGUUCGUAGAUCGCAACCUCAAAAAGCUGUACCCUUUCUCGUACGGCUUAAAGAAGUUCACACUGAGAAUCUCAAAGAUUCAACAUUUAGGGUACACUCUUCCCUCAUAGAUACAUCAUUAAAGCUGACGCCUUUCUAUUUCUAGCUGCUGAGAUAACAUCAAAUUCACAGGAAAGAUCUCACCUUUUAACUCUAUGGAGCCUCCUGAUGUUCAACAAGCAGAGUCUUCAUAUACAUUUGGUGAUAGAUCCACAAGUGACAUAGUUGUGAGACUAAGAAACGAAGAAGGCCGUGACGACUGGAUCUAUUGCCACUCCAAGAUCCUCACCGAGAGAAGCAGAUACUUCGCAGACCGUCUCUCUGAUAAAUGGCCUACUUGCAAGAUUCUUGAUUCUCGUUACUGUGUUGAAGUCAUUUGCCAAGAAUCAGACUAUGACCAUCACAUCAAUCUCUUAAGACUUCUCUACGUUGUUGGUUCUGGUGGUGAUGAUGAUGUCCCUGGGGAUCAUCAUUUGUGUCAUAACGUGAAAAGCGCGCUGGGGGUUCUCUGUGUUGCUAAGGAGCUUGAUUGUCCUCUGGUUGUGGCUGCUUGUGUGAACUACUUGGAAGCUGUUCCGUGGGAGGAAGGUGAAGAGGAAGAGAUGUUGAGGGUUAUACCGAUGAUUGGUUCGGAAGCAGAGCCGGUUCUUGCUCGUUUACAGCCGGUUGAUCAGUCUGCUGUUACUGGAAUCUUUUCAUCUGCUUUUAGGUUCGCUACCUCGUCUCCACCUCUGCCAUUGUGUGAUAUUAAAGCAUCUGCUCAAGAACAGAUUGAUUAUAUGAUAACCGAAGAUGAUGAUGCUCCUUUGCUGAUUGCUGAUGAAGUUAUCAAGCUUGAAGUAAAGGAGUGUGUGAAGAGCUUGUUUGUCAGAUUCUUCCAGUGUUUGGAUUCUGAAGAGGUCACUAGCAAGAACGGGGCUUUAAAGAUGGUUGUGUCGGAUUUGUCAUGGGCGUUUCAGAUACUCACAAAGAUGGAAAUGGUGAGAGAUUUUGUUGUAACAUGGGUUGAGACAUCUGAGAAGUUAGUUAAGGUAGUUGAAGCGAUGGAAACGGCUGCAGAGACGGUGGAGAUAAGAGUUAAAGUCACUGAGGUGACUUCGAAAGUAGUAGAGGCGAUUGGUUAUGGAACUGUGAUAUUACCAACAGUGAAACGGCUUCAGAUGGUGAAACUAUGGCUUCCUUUUGUAAGAGAAACAAAGCCUCUUGUUGACUCGGUUGUAACCAAUCAAGAAGAAGAUAAGGAGGAAGGGGUGAGAUGUAAGAUCGAUGGAGAGAUAUGGCAAGCUUUAGAAUCAUCUUUUGUGUCUAUAAUUCUGGCGUUGCCAUCUUCAGACCAAGCUGAGAUAUUGACAGAGUGGUUAAGCAAGAACGGUGUGUAUCCGGAUUUGACAGAGGCUUUUGAGGUAUGGUGUUAUAGAUCAAAAGUGGCCAAGAGAAGAUUGGGUUUGCUAGGUGGAGAGGAGGAUGGGAAGGACAUGUCUUAAAACUCUUUUGUUGAGCUCUGAAUCUUGAA
Raphanus sativus (radish) is the source of this 1633-nucleotide messenger RNA. Its product is annotated as BTB/POZ domain-containing protein At3g05675. Lineage: Eukaryota; Viridiplantae; Streptophyta; Magnoliopsida; Brassicales; Brassicaceae. The coding region runs from base 276 to 1604 and encodes 442 amino acids. Gene Ontology annotation, molecular function: protein binding. The transcript is spliced from 3 exons. The record is from RefSeq and is a predicted model, not a curated record.